CUCGGUUUCAGGUUGGUGUCAAUGGUCCAAGCCACCAUGGCAACAGUGUCGGGGAUCACGGUUGUCCUUAACUGCAAGAACGUGGUGUACGACAGGCACUGGCUGGCUGUAGAGUACAUCUGGGUCCUCGUUCCCUACAUGACCUACGACAUUUACGUCAUGUACCUCUGCCACUGGCACAAGAGCCGGGACAAGGGAGUCAUGGAGAAGAAGCACUCGCUGGCCAGCGUGCGGAGCUUCCUCCUGCAGGAGCGGCUGAUGGUGACCCACCACCUCUUCAUCCUCAUCGUGCUCACCCCUGUCACCCAGCACUUCAGGGGAGAGCUGGGGGACUUCUUUGUGGGCUGCAUCUUCAUAGCAGAGCUGAGCACGCCUUUCGUAUCGCUGGGCAAAAUCCUCAUGCAGCUCAAAAUGCAGGACACACUCCUGCACAAGGUGAACGGGAUCCUCAUCCUGGUGACCUUCUUCCUCUGCCGUAUCCUCCUCUUCCCUUUCAUGUACGCGGCCUAUGCCAGGCAGGUGGGAAUCCCCAUUUACAUGGUGCCUUUCCGCAUCCCCCUGCACUGCAACAUAGCCAACGCCUCCCUCAUCGCCCCCCAGCUCUACUGGUUCAGGCUCAUCUGCCGCAAAGCCGCCCGGCUCUACGGCGGCUCACCCGCCGACAAAAGCAGAUAACAGCCGGCAGCGGCAGCCCAGCGCGGGGGCUGGAAAAGGGUCAGCCCCCCUCCCCGGCUCUUCCACCUUCAAUGCCAGCGCUGCAGGGACCAUGGUGGAAGCAGAGCAGCGGAAGCAGCGAUACCACCGGGCGGUUUUAGCUGGAAGCAGCCUCGCCAUCUCCACCGCCGUGCCAGGCAGCGCCGGCCUGGGCUAGGAAGGCUUUCUUCCCACGCCGCACCAGUGCCUUGUGUCCUCCCACCCGUGGGAGCCAGGGCAGGAGCCAGCAAGGAGGAGGUCUGCCCAUAAGCACAACAUUCCUUCUAGGAUUCAACACUCCGGCACUGAAUUAACGGUUACAUGAGAGGGAUUUGUUACAACCCCCCCCACACACGUCUUUCAGGGCUGACACCAGACACCAGCACUGAGCGUGGCGAGGCCCGGAGGCGGCAGCGGCGGUGAUGCUGGAGCUUGCCUGGGGGAGCUGCGUGCCAGACCUGCCGCAGCCCCAGCUCGCUCCUCCAGCUCCGGUUUGAGAGCAGAGCCAGUCCCCAGGGCUGCAGCGUGGUUCUGCACAGCCUGUUCCUGACCUUCACCAACUUUGCCUCGACACUACAGCCACGGUCAGCCUCUCAGCUCCCACUGCUGCUGGGCUCAAACUCAUUUUAAGACUCCACUGAACCCAAAGGUGCUUUUCACUACAACUGCCUGCUGUCUGUGGCUGACAGUCCCCUGGGAGGGUGGCUCCGGUGUCCCCAGCAGGCCGGAGGGGAAAGGAGCUCACGCCAGGACAGAGGAACAGUUACGCUCUCCGAGAGCAACGCUGGCAAGGCAGAGCACCCCUUGCUGAAGGGCAGGAUGGGGAAAGGAGACUGCUAAGUCCCCGUCUCUGGGCACUAUGCAGAGCCCUUCAUUGGCAGGGGAUGCAACUUUCAACCCCCUUCCCUAACCGCAGUGGCCUUUAUCUGCCCCACAUCCCCCCAGUGGGUACCUGAAAGCCCAACUGGCACAUCCAGCCCUGCUCUGCUCCCCCUCCAGCUGACACCAGCAGCCCUGGCAGCACCCCGUGGGUACCGGUACAGCCUGUGCUCCAGUGGCACGGUCCAUCCCUCCUGCUCCAUCCCACUCCCCCGCAAGACAAGGUCUGCCAGGGAAGGAACUGGGUCAGUGCAGGAAGACCCAGCAACCCCAGAGCAGGGCACUGAGCUGCGUCAAAUUCAGCACAUUUCCACCUUCAGUUACAGCAAAAGGAGUACUACAGCCUUCCCAGCACGCCCCGCACCCAUGGGGUUCACAAGCCUUGCGGGUACGUGCAAGUCAGCAGCACUUCGGUUCCCUCCCUGCAGCCAGUGCAAGCCAGGGCAACCACCCACGCUUGCCCAGGAGUCCCCUGCUCCCGGGCAGGUACGCACCAGCGUGGCCCCAGCAGCCUCCUUUCAGCCCCCCCGUGCCUGGAGACCUGUGGUCGCUCUGUGCCUUUCAUUCUGUCUAAAAACCAAACAGCUGAGCUCUAGGAGACCUGGUUCUUUCGGGUGUCGAAUCUUGUCCCAGCCACAGCUCUAUUCUGGAAAAAGUGAAAUAAAGGGCCUCUGCCACCACGCCGUCGGUUAUUGCAGAAACAACUACUGUUACAUUAACG
Molecule: messenger RNA, 2293 nt
Organism: Egretta garzetta (little egret)
Lineage: Eukaryota; Metazoa; Chordata; Aves; Pelecaniformes; Ardeidae
Gene: TLCD3A
Product: TLC domain containing 3A
Exons: 4
Coding region: 22-675 (217 amino acids)
Biological process (GO): lipid homeostasis
Cellular component (GO): endoplasmic reticulum; membrane
Source: RefSeq, a predicted model, not a curated record